Messenger RNA from Chara braunii, 2752 nucleotides. NCBI's taxonomy places the organism in Eukaryota, Viridiplantae, Streptophyta, Charophyceae, Charales, Characeae. The record is from the annotation of a GenBank genome assembly.
GAGAUGAAGAUCGGGGGAUGGGAAAAAAAAUGGGAAUGGGGGGGGGAAUGGGGAAGUCGGGAUCGGGAUGCGGACGACGAGGAGGAGGAGGAGGAGGAGGAGGGGAGAUCGACGACGACGACGACGACGACGAUGACGACGACGACAACGACGACGACGACGACGAUGACGACGACGACGACGACGACGACGACGACGAAGAAGAAGAAGAAGAAGAAGAAGAAGAAGAAGAAGAAGAAGAAGAAGAAGAAGAGGUAGAAGAAGAAGUAGAAGAGGAAGAAAAAGUAGGAGAAGAAGAAAAAGAAGAUUCGACGAAGAAGGAACUUAGAAAAACUCAUUUCUCGCAUGUUGAUGAGGAGGCCGUGACGAUACGGCCAUCUGGCUCUGGUCACACCGUCACCGUGCCAUCCUUGAGAACCAAUGGAGUCAAAAACGCUCGAUGCCUCCAUCAUCUCUCCCAUGGAGGGAAAGCCACACCGACACAUAUUGUAGGCUAUGGCAGUGACAGCAUGGUGGCAGCAUUGGCAGGAAGUCACCGGGCCAGUGGCGUCACCGCCCUUGGGAAUAGACCAGCGCCUGGUUGCAGGAGGCCUGGCCACUGGAGUUUACAGUUGUUACCGACACGGGUGCUCCAACAGACAAGUAGCUCACAUACGAGAAGCAGGUUGAGCAGAUCGCGCGCAUUACUGGACCAUGCACCAAGUAUCUGGUGUCCUACCUAUUCUGGCCUUCACUUCCCGGCAAGGGCAAGUCCAUCACCAGGUGUGUGCUAUGAUAAUGGGAACAAGGGGGGAGGUGCACAUGCUAAGCCACUGGCGCUGCUGCCACAUUUGCAAUGUUGUCGAGCCAUCAGCCAUGCAGAUAACGCAUCUCUUGGUCUUCAACCUCCAUUUCACAUUGACGAAAAGGAUGAUGCAGCCAUAUUCAAGACAGCCCGCGAGCUUCACUUAGAGAUGCGUCAGAAGGUAGAGAGAGAAACUGGUGUGUUGUUUGAGGAAAACAAGGCCCCCCUUGAGCUCAGGGAUAUUAACAUCCCUGAAAUUCUAACCAAGGGAUCACUUAUUUUGCGUAACGGGGACAAGGAGAGAGUGCACGCCAUGGUUGAGGGAGCUAUGCGCAUCCAGGCAAAUGGGCAGGUUCUUGGGACUUCGUUUCUUACGCUCUACAUGGGUCCUGCUACAGAUGCGCCUCACUUUACGUUCGAGCUUGUCAUUUCCGAGACAUUUGUGCUCUUCGUAAUCGACCUCUUUCCACGCAGAGAUCUGGUUCUUCAUGUGGACUAUCUGGACGAGGUGUAUGCAACCAGCGGGCUGCAUGAGAUCUGUAAACGCUGCGACCAGGAUGAGCGGAUGAAGAAGUAUUAUGGGAACUUAUACACGCGUCAUGCACUGUCGCCAACAUAUCUGGCAUAUACUAUCCCAGUGAGCAAGGGUCCAGUUAACGAGGAAGGCGAGGAACGGGAGGAGGGCGGGGGGGUAUCUAAGAUAGUGACGGAGAUCGUGAGGCCCCUUGCACUUGACGUUUUCAAUAUUUGGUCAUCUCUUCGGCAAAGUCGAGAAAAUAAUGUCACCAGCCAUGCUGAUAGAGAAGGUCUAAUUAAGAGGGAUUUUGUACAACGUGCUGAAUCUAUCAAGAGGGAGGCGGGUGUGGAGCGGGCUUUUGGGACUGUUAUAGCUUCAAAAUUUAGAGAUGCCAUAAUGUCUGUAUAAAACCUAGACCACCAGUUAGGAUGAAUCGAGGUGCAUUUUCCCAUCGAUUACAAAUGGAACCGGCUACAGGCAGGCCAGCAUGUAGAAUGCCCGGCCUCCUUCUACAGGUCCUGGAUCGCACUUUUCGCUCGGCUGAGGCCCGAACUGGUUGUUUAAACCGCCAGUACACGGCCUCCGCCUUGCUGAAAAUGCUUCGUCUCCGGUCCGAAAAAGCCGGCGUCUGCUCGCCGUCGGCGGCCGGCAUCGCAUUUCAGCCCUCUGACAUGGGGCUGCGGCCGAUGCGAGCCGGGUACUGGUCGUCUUAAAUGACCUGUACAUCUGUGCCCCUUUUGUACAAGGCAGAUUUCCACUGCCCGCCAAGCUUUGCUGAAAUGCGGGCAUGGCAUUUUUGUUUUAGUUUUGGGGGGGACCACCAGGCACCAGCCAUUUUGGUCCGGUCACCCUGAGCCUCCGAUCUUUUCGGAGAAGCUCAACUGUGAUCCUCAAGUUGGCAGGGGUCAUGUAUUGGUGGUUUAAUUAGAAUCUAAACCACCAGUACCUUUCCCCGCAUGAAAAGCAAUUCCGCGCCAGGUAAUCCGGAAGCCAAGCGGGAUCCGGCCGCCGUUGAUAAAUUGAAUCGCUGGUCCGUUUUCCGUCUCAGGCUUUCUUUUUUCUGCCCGCGGCCAAUAUAGGGGAAAGGUAGCACUGGUGGGGGCGUGUUAUUAAAAAAAAAAAAAAAAAAAAAAAAAGGGGGAAGUAACUGGUGGUUUAAUAGAACACAUCAUACGUGAGCACAGGAGUUUAAUAGAACACAUCAUACGUGAGCACAGGAAUACCGAAAGAAGAAGGACGCUUAUUCGUACGGGCAUACUUAUAGCGUAGUUAGGGUGGGUCAACGGCACCUAGAGUUUAUGCUAAUUACCCCCCAGAUUGACUUGAAACAGCGCUCUAUGAGUGUGUCUUAAUUAGGGUGAACUGCAGUACCGGACAUUCAUGGCUCGAUUACGAUGCCUAUCAGGGUUGAGACCCUCUUUUUCUUUUUUUAAUAAAACUGCCGCCUUCGG